This is a messenger RNA of Dermatophagoides farinae (American house dust mite), 1231 nucleotides long. NCBI's taxonomy places the organism in Eukaryota, Metazoa, Arthropoda, Arachnida, Sarcoptiformes, Pyroglyphidae. The record is from RefSeq and is a predicted model, not a curated record.
UAAAAGUGAAAAAAAACUUACAAUGUAUGAAUACAUUUAUUCGAAAUUCAUAGUGUUGUCGAUUUCUUUUGACUUAUUGACACACUCAGUCAAUGCUUUUCUCUCAUCUCUCUCUUUUUUUUUUAUUCACUCACCCUCACAGUUCUCUUUUCCUUCUAACUUUUCAUUUUUUUUAGUAAAAAUACGACAUCAUCACAAACGCACGUUAUUUUCAUCGUGAAACAUUUAACCAAAUUCUGCAAUCACCAAAAUUGCCUGGUUUUUAUUAAAAACAAACAAAGAAACAUCAAAAUACAUUUUGGGCCUGUUAAAUAAGAUUAAAAUUCCAAGAAAAAAAAUAGAAUGGCCGAAGAAGAUUGGACCAUCGUACCAAAAGUGGCCAGUAAUAAAUGGCAAGAAGAAGAGGAUGAAGAUAUAAAAGAAAAUUGGGAUGAUGAAGAUGGUGAUGAUGAUGAACAAAGUAAAGCAAGUUCAACGGGUACUGAAUCUAAUCAACAACAAACCAGUGAACAACAACAACCACAAGCAACAAAAAAAUUAACAAGUGGAAAAAAGAAAAGUAAAGCAUUGAAGGAAAAGAUUCAACAAAAAGAAGAAAGUGAAAGAAGUCAGCCAAAAACAGCCGACGAAUUAUUGGCCGAAAAAUUGGAAAAUCAACGAUUAAUCGAAGAAGGUGAUCUAGCCUUAGCAAAAGAAACAUUCGGUAUAUCCGGUAAUAAUGAUUCAACAUCAGCAUUGAAUAAUAUUCGUUUAGCAACGAAAGAUGAUUUUGAAGAUUUUCGUAAAGCAUUAGAUGAUAAACUAAGUCCAUAUAUUCGUUCACCACAUUAUAUGACAUUUUUGGAUGGUCUAUUUCGUACAUUAGCUUCCAGUUUGGAAAUUGAUGAUAUUAGAAAAUUAAAUGCAACGCUUACGGCAUUGUAUAAUGAAAAAAUUAAACUACAAAAGAAUAAAGGAAAAAAGAACAAAAAGGCACCGACAAUCAUGAUGGAACGUGAAAAAGAUUAUUCAUAUGGAAAACAAAUGGAUCAAUAUGAAGAUGAAUAUGAUGAUUUUCUUUAGCUAAUUUCAUCCACAACACACUUCUUCCUUCCACCAAUGAACAAAGUCAUACUACAAACAAACAAACAAAAACUAAUAAUUAAUUAAUUAAUUAAUGAACUUCAUUAUCUCCGUUACUAAUAUUAACCAGUUGAUAAUUUAACAACAACAACAGCAACUGCAUCAACAA